Molecule: messenger RNA, 908 nt
Organism: Marmota monax (woodchuck)
Lineage: Eukaryota; Metazoa; Chordata; Mammalia; Rodentia; Sciuridae
Gene: Bacc1
Product: chromosome unknown C17orf49 homolog
Exons: 6
Coding region: 134-712 (192 amino acids)
Cellular component (GO): MLL1 complex; NURF complex
Source: RefSeq, a predicted model, not a curated record
UUGAGCCAAUCAGCUACAGGGAGGGUGGGACUUCCUGCUCCCGGGCCGGAGCGGCUUAGUAGCCCGGCUUUCCGUGGUCCCAGCUCGCGUGGUGGCGGCGGCAGAGCGUCUCCGUGAGGAGGUGCGCGGGGCCAUGACGUCAGCGUCCACAAAGGUCGGAGAGAUCUUCUCUGCGGCCGGCGCCGCCUUCACGAAACUUGGAGAGCUGACGAUGCAGUUGCAUCCCGUGGCCGACUCUUCCCCCGCGGGUGCGAAGUGGACGGAGACGGAGAUAGAGAUGCUGAGGGCUGCUGUGAAGCGAUUUGGGGACGAUCUUAAUCACAUCAGCUGUGUCAUCAAGGAACGGACAGUGGCUCAGAUAAAGGCCACUGUAAAACGAAAGGUAUAUGAAGAUUCUGGCAUCCCCCUUCCAGCUGAAUCACCCAAAAAAGGGCCCAAGAAGGUGGCAUCUGGUGUCCUGUCGCCUCCUCCAGCUGCCCCUCCACCCAGCAGUUCCAGUAUCCCAGAGUCCGGGGGACCCCCCAUAAAGAAACAGAAGGCUGAUGUGACACUCAGUGCUCUGAAUGACUCCGACGCCAACAGUGACCUGGUGGAUAUUGAAGGGCUAGGAGAAACUCCUCCAGCCAAGAAACUCAACUUCGACCAGGACAGCCUGACCCUGGAUUCUGGCCUUCUCACAACCUCUGCUGAUGCUCCUCUACUCUCCUGCUGAGCCUUCCACCUCUGACCUUCUCGCUAUUCGCCCUGGACCUGUGGAUCACCUGGGACUCAGAACAAGGCCUGCAUGAGAGAGGGAAGGAAGGCUGCCAGGACUGUCACCUGGCUGUCCCUGAUAAUCAUCUGCCCUCAACCCCUGACUUACAUCUGAUGGACAGUUUUAUACAGAAAAUAAAGAUUCUCUCUCAGCA